Molecule: messenger RNA, 357 nt
Organism: Melospiza georgiana
Lineage: Eukaryota; Metazoa; Chordata; Aves; Passeriformes; Passerellidae
Product: acanthoscurrin-2-like
Exons: 2
Coding region: 1-357 (118 amino acids)
Source: RefSeq, a predicted model, not a curated record
AUGCGCAGAGCCAGCGGCGAGGCCGCCGGGGGCGGGGCCGGCGGAGGGAGGCACAAAGAUGGCGGCGGGUGCGGCGGGAGUUGUUGCCAUGGCGGCCCGCGGGAGGUGCGGGGGGACCGCGGGGCGACCCCGCCGAGGGGCGCAGGGGGGCUCGGGGGGCCGCACUUGGGGCUGGGGGGGCUCGGGGACAGCGGACACCCCCCCCAGGGGAGCGGCGGGGCCGGGCGGGGGGUGCGGGACAGGGCCCCGGGGGGCGGGGGGGGUACCGGGAUGAUGGGGGGGGGCAGCGGGAGCGCCUCAGGGGGGGCCCCCGCCGACGGGACGCUGUGUCCGGCCGCCGGGCGCGGGGGGCUGUGA